Molecule: messenger RNA, 1808 nt
Organism: Oldenlandia corymbosa var. corymbosa
Lineage: Eukaryota; Viridiplantae; Streptophyta; Magnoliopsida; Gentianales; Rubiaceae
Source: the annotation of a GenBank genome assembly
GUUCUUCUUUUUUAUCAAGAGUCCUCACGUCAAACCUAACCAUACAUACAUCUCUUAAAAGUCAGUCCUCCAUCAUCAAUAAUACUCAAAACACAGAAACAAAAGUACUUCUUCUUCUUCUUCGUGGAGAUGGAAACUGCAGGGAUGAGCACGAGUGUGAUCAGUACAUGUAAUAAUAAUAACAUGAGCAGCAAAGAAAUAGAUGAAGAAGAUGAUGUGCCACUUCCAGGGUUUAGAUUUCAUCCCACAGAUGAAGAGCUGGUAGGGUUCUAUCUGAAGAGGAAAGUUGAGAAGAGACCAAUUAGUAUUGAACUUAUCAAGCAGAUCGAUAUCUACAAGUUUGAUCCUUGGGAUCUUCCCAAAGCUAGUAACGUGGGAGACAAAGAAUGGUACUUCUUCUGCAAGAGAGGACGAAAAUACCGGAACAGCAUCCGACCGAACCGGGUGACCGGAUCCGGUUUCUGGAAAGCCACCGGCAUUGACCGGCCCAUAUACUCCGCCUCCGCCGCCGGAGGAGGAGAAGGAAGCCGUGACAGCGUCAUUGGUCUGAAGAAAUCGCUGGUGUACUACCGUGGAAGCGCAGGAAAAGGCACCAAAACCGAUUGGAUGAUGCAUGAAUUCCGUCUUCCAUCUGAGCAUGAUAAAACCCACAACACUACUACUAAGCAGAAUCUUGAUGCUAAAGACAUUGCUCAGGAAGCUGAGGUAUGGACGUUGUGCAGAAUAUUCAAGCGAAAUGUUUCGUACAGAAAAUGCAUACCUGAAUGGAAAGAAUUAUCAUCAUCCAAGCUCCAGAAAACGAAUCAUCAUCUUGAUAAUGCACUUAGCACAUCAAGAACAUGCAGCAAUAAUAACAUGGAUUUGGAUCCUCGCCGUCAGAGCAACUACAUCAGCUUCAGCAACAAUACAACUCAUAAUCCUAAUAAUUUUAUGAGUAACAUAGACAAGAAACCCUACCACAACAAUAUUAACCUUCAUGGCCAGGUUGAUAUUAAUCUAUCAAAUUAUCAGCAUCAACAACAACAACAACAACAACAACAACAGCAGCAGCAGCAGAAUAAACUGUUCUUUAGCCAGUUAUGCUCGUCGCCGACGUCGGUUUCUUCAUCAGUGAUCACUACUCCAGUAGUACCAACAUUAUUGAGCAAUAAUAAUAACAAUAAUGUUGUUGCAUCAAAUUAUUAUCAUAACCAUUAUCACCAUGGAAGGAAUCCCAGCUUGGGGAGUAUGGAUUUCAAUGAGUUGUUGAAGCAAGGUGAUUGGGAAGAGCUGAGGUCCUUGUUUGAGUGUGGUGCUGCCGCUUCUGCUUCAGCUUCUGCUUCUGCUCCUGCUCCUGCUGCUCCUAUGUUCUUUUGAUAAUAUCCCUACAAAUUUUUACCAAAGGGGUGAUGUUAUUGGCCUGGUAAAACAUUAGCUUUCCCAUUUCUAAUUUUUUGUCAUUUCAGAAAAGAUUAUAUUCAAGAACUAGAGGAAUAUAUAUUCAUGCUGAUAAAUGUGAGGAUAAUUAAUAUUGUUGAAGCGACAAAAUUUUGGUUAGGGGAUGCUAAUAUUUUGCUCUGGAAAUAACAUCAUUCCGGUUAAUUUGUAAACACUCGCCUAGCUGCCAUGACUGUAUGUAUGUAUGUAUGUAUGUAUGUUGCCUUGUAACAUAGAACUUGAGGAAAUAUUGUGUACGUUUAAUAAUCACUUUAUAAAGUAGAUGAAAUUGAACUGAUCGCCGAUGAUCCUGUAAAUAAAUGCUUUAUCUCAAUUUGCUCGUUCUAUUUUAUCUGUUGGUACUUGGUACUUUACAUUGUUCUCAUUCCGUC